AGUGGCUGCCCGCACUGCGCCCGGGCGCUCGCCUUCGCUGCAGCUCCCGGUGCCGCCGCUCGGGCCGGCCCCCCGGCAGGCCCUCCUCGUUAUGGCCGCGGCCUCCUCCCCGCCCAGGGCCGAGAGGAAGCGCUGGGGUUGGGGCCGCCUGCCAGGCGCCCGGCGGGGCAGCGCGGGCCUGGCCAAGAAGUGCCCCUUCUCGCUGGAGCUGGCGGAGGGCGGCCCGGCGGGCGGCGCGCUCUACGCGCCCAUCGCGCCCGGCGCCCCAGGUCCCGCGCCCCCUGCGUCCCCGGCCGCGCCCGCCGCGCCCCCAGUUGCCUCCGACCUUGGCCCGCGGCCGCCGGUGAGCCUAGACCCGCGCGUCUCCAUCUACAGCACGCGCCGCCCGGUGUUGGCGCGCACCCACGUCCAGGGCCGCGUCUACAACUUCCUCGAGCGUCCCACCGGCUGGAAAUGCUUCGUUUACCACUUCGCCGUAUUCAAGAAAUUAAGCAUACGGUCACGAGAGUGCAAAGUUCUGUGAAACGCUCCAGUGGUUACACGCCCCGGGGUUUCAGCUUCGACCCUGGCUUCCUCAUCGUCCUGGUCUGCCUCAUCUUCAGCGUGCUGUCCACCAUCGAGCAGUAUGCCGCCCUGGCCACGGGGACUCUCUUCUGGAUGGAGAUCGUGCUGGUGGUGUUCUUCGGGACGGAGUACGUGGUCCGCCUCUGGUCCGCCGGCUGCCGCAGCAAGUACGUGGGCCUCUGGGGGCGGCUGCGCUUUGCCCGGAAGCCCAUUUCCAUCAUCGACCUCAUCGUGGUCGUGGCCUCCAUGGUGGUCCUCUGCGUGGGCUCCAAGGGGCAGGUGUUUGCCACGUCGGCCAUCAGGGGCAUCCGCUUCCUGCAGAUCCUGAGGAUGCUACACGUCGACCGCCAGGGAGGCACCUGGAGGCUCCUGGGCUCCGUGGUCUUCAUCCACCGCCAGGAGCUGAUAACCACCCUGUACAUCGGCUUCCUGGGCCUCAUCUUCUCCUCGUACUUUGUGUACCUGGCUGAGAAGGACGCGGUGAACGAGUCAGGCCGCGUGGAGUUCGGCAGCUACGCAGAUGCGCUGUGGUGGGGGGUGGUCACAGUCACCACCAUCGGCUAUGGGGACAAGGUGCCCCAGACGUGGGUCGGGAAGACCAUCGCCUCCUGCUUCUCUGUCUUUGCCAUCUCCUUCUUUGCGCUCCCAGCGGGGAUUCUUGGCUCGGGGUUUGCCCUGAAGGUGCAGCAGAAGCAGAGGCAGAAGCACUUCAACCGGCAGAUCCCGGCGGCAGCCUCACUCAUUCAGACCGCAUGGAGGUGCUAUGCUGCCGAGAACCCCGACUCCUCCACCUGGAAGAUCUACAUCCGGAAGGCCCCCCGGAGCCACACUCUGCUGUCACCCAGCCCCAAACCCAAGAAGUCUGUGGUGGUAAAGAAAAAAAAGUUCAAGCUGGACAAAGACAAUGGGGUGACUCCUGGAGAGAAGAUGCUCACAGUCCCCCAUAUCACGUGCGACCCCCCAGAAGAGCGGCGGCUGGACCACUUCUCUGUCGACGGCUAUGACAGUUCUGUAAGGAAGAGCCCAACACUGCUGGAAGUGAGCAUGCCCCAUUUCAUGAGAACCAACAGCUUCGCCGAGGACCUGGACCUGGAAGGGGAGACUCUGCUGACACCCAUCACCCACAUCUCACAGCUGCGGGAACACCAUCGGGCCACCAUUAAGGUCAUUCGACGCAUGCAGUACUUUGUGGCCAAGAAGAAAUUCCAGCAAGCGCGGAAGCCUUACGAUGUGCGGGACGUCAUUGAGCAGUACUCGCAGGGCCACCUCAACCUCAUGGUGCGCAUCAAGGAGCUGCAGAGGAGGCUGGACCAGUCCAUUGGGAAGCCCUCACUGUUCAUCUCCGUCUCAGAAAAGAGCAAGGAUCGCGGCAGCAACACGAUCGGCGCCCGCCUGAACCGAGUAGAAGACAAGGUGACGCAGCUGGACCAGAGGCUGGCACUCAUCACCGACAUGCUUCACCAGCUGCUCUCCUUGCACGGUGGCAGCACCCCCGGCAGCGGCGGCCCCCCCAGAGAGGGCGGGGCCCACAUCACCCAGCCCUGCGGCAGUGGCGGCUCCGUCGACCCUGAGCUCUUCCUGCCCAGCAACACCCUGCCCACCUACGAGCAGCUGACCGUGCCCAGGAGGGGCCCCGAUGAGGGGUCCUGAGGAGGGGAUGGGGCUGGGGGAUGGGCCUGAGUGAGAGGGGAGGCCAAGAGUGGCCCCACCUGGCCCUCUCUGAAGGAGGCCACCUCCUAAAAGGCCCAGAGAGAAGAGCCCCACUCUCAGAGGCCCCAAUACCCCAUGGACCAUGCUGUCUGGCACAGCCUGCACUUGGGGGCUCAGCAAGGCCACCUCUUCCUGGCCGGUGUGGGGGCCCCGUCUCAGGUCUGAGUUGUUACCCCAAGCGCCCUGGCCCCCACAUGGUGAUGUUGACAUCACUGGCAUGGUGGUUGGGACCCAGUGGCAGGGCACAGGGCCUGGCCCAUGUAUGGCCAGGAAGUAGCACAGGCUGAGUGCAGGCCCACCCUGCUUGGCCCAGGGGGCUUCCUGAGGGGAGACAGAGCAACCCCUGGACCCCAGCCUCAAAUCCAGGACCCUGCCAGGCACAGGCAGGGCAGGACCAGCCCACGCUGACUACAGGGCCGCCGGCAAUAAAAGCCCAGGAGCCCAUUUGGAGGGCCUGGGCCUGGCUCCCUCACUCUCAGGAAAUGCUGACCCAUGGGCAGGAGACUGUGGAGACUGCUCCUGAGCCCCCAGCUUCCAGCAGGAGGGACAGUCUCACCAUUUCCCCAGGGCACGUGGUUGAGUGGGGGGAACGCCCACUUCCCUGGGUUAGACUGCCAGCUCUUCCUAGCUGGAGAGGAGCCCUGCCUCUCCGCCCCUGAGCCCACUGUGCGUGGGGCUCCCGCCUCCAACCCCUCGCCCAGUCCCAGCAGCCAGCCAAACACACAGAAGGGGACUGCCACCUCCCCUUGCCAGCUGCUGAGCCGCAGAGAAGUGACGGUUCCUACACAGGACAGGGGUUCCUUCUGGGCAUUACAUCGCAUAGAAAUCAAUAAUUUGUGGUGAUUUGGAUCUGUGUUUUAAUGAGUUUCACAGUGUGAUUUUGAUUAUUAAUUGUGCAAGCUUUUCCUAAUAAACGUGGAGAAUCACAGGCUGGGCUGGGCACUGCUCUCACCUUGGUUCCUGGGGCAUCCAUGGGGUCUCUCACAGACAGGACCCCUGCAGUUCCCCUGGAAGCAGUGCCCAGGUGGCUGUGGAAUAGGAA
This is a messenger RNA of Homo sapiens (human), 3316 nucleotides long. RefSeq names its product potassium voltage-gated channel subfamily Q member 1 (gene KCNQ1). Gene Ontology annotation, biological process: potassium ion transport; regulation of blood pressure; cochlea development. The transcript has 17 exons. Lineage: Eukaryota; Metazoa; Chordata; Mammalia; Primates; Hominidae. Gene Ontology annotation, cellular component: basolateral part of cell; cytoplasmic vesicle membrane; cytoplasmic vesicle. Bases 454 to 2214 code for a protein of 586 amino acids. Gene Ontology annotation, molecular function: monoatomic ion channel activity; voltage-gated potassium channel activity. The record is from RefSeq and is marked reviewed.